This is a messenger RNA of Solea solea (common sole), 3347 nucleotides long. RefSeq lists its product as uncharacterized. Gene Ontology annotation, molecular function: type II interferon receptor binding. The record is from RefSeq and is a predicted model, not a curated record. Bases 2070 to 2867 code for a protein of 265 amino acids. The transcript is spliced from 4 exons. Gene Ontology annotation, biological process: immune response. Lineage: Eukaryota; Metazoa; Chordata; Actinopteri; Pleuronectiformes; Soleidae. Gene Ontology annotation, cellular component: extracellular region.
CUAAGCUAAACAUCCCGACAGCAGUCAACCGAAGCCGCUUUCCGUGAAAAAUCCACGUAAAAAAAUACCCGUAGUCCCUACAGUUUAAGACACCGAGCAUUUUAGCUCAGUUUGAGAAGUAAUCUGCGUCUUAACGUUCGUCCUGGUUGCUAUACGUUUAUUUGUCUAGUUUUUGUUGCACUCUCUGCUGCGUUCGCUCGCUCGUUUGCAGCUAGUGGCGAAACAAAACAAGAUGAAAGGUCAUUGUGAAUGAAAGAGGUAUAUUCCGGUUCAUACUCGGCUGGAGCAGCGGUUAGCGCUCUUUGCCUUUGCAGCAAGAAGACCCGGGUCCUUUCUGCAUGGAGUUUGCAUGUUUUCCCCGUGUGUGCAGCAGUUUUCUCCGGGUUCUUCUUCCCACAGUACAAAAACAUGCAAUAUUGGGGAUUAGGUAAAUUGGACACUCUAGAUUAACCGUAGGUGCGAGAGUGAGUGGUUGAAUGGUUGUUUGUCUCUAUUUGUGUCCCUGCGAUGGUCUGGCGAACUGUCCAGGCCUGAGAUUGGCUCAGCUCCCCCCACAACCCCACAAACAAUUAUACAGCUAACCCUCUGACCUUCUAAAACAAAUCCUCAAAAAAGGACAUAAAACAUUUGUAAACACUUGUAAAGAUGAGUUUUUAAUACAAACAACAAGCAGUCCAAGUAUUUCUACAUUAUUAGGGAUUGAACUCUCAUUAAUCUGAUCUAUACCAGAAUAUGUAUCAAUGUAUUCUGUACAUGUGGGAAGUAUUGUUAUUUCCUGUUGAAAACAAUUUACAAGGACUUUCCUUGAUGUUAUUUUACACUUUUAGUGGUUAAAACACAAGCCAUUCCUCGUUUUAGUCAAGGAGCCCAUCGUGUUUCCUCUCACCCUGGCUUUCAAAAUAAGAGCUACUGACUCAGUUAUUAGUUAAACUUACAAAAUAAAGUACAUGUUUUUAUCUAACGUUUCGUUUCAUUUGUCGAUAAGUUAGACACGUCCACGCCUUGUUUUAAACGUUUUUCAACUUUGUCGGAGGUUAACGAGGGAAAACAUCACGAUUGUGAAAUGAUCGAUAAAAACACUACCUUCACAUCUUAAUUUAUGCACAAGUCUCAGUUUCAGUUAAGUUAUAAGACAAAUCCAGUGAAUACACCUUAAUUUUAGGGAUAAAACACACAAAAAAAGCUGCAGUGUCACAAAAAGGACAAACAACAUCGGAUCCAAACUAGAGCCCUGUGGAACGCCAACGUUAAACCCACCAGCCUAAGUCUUUACUGCACGGAAAUCGCUUCUUAAACUUUGCACGAAAACACAACUAUUAAAUCAUUUAUUCAUGAACGUGUGGAAUAGGGAAAAAAAAUUAAAAAAGACAUUUUCCCUUUUUUUGUGAUGUUAUUUUACGUUAUCAAAUUUCAGCCCAAUUAACUAAAUAAUUAAGUAAUUUUUGUCACAGACAACAACAAUGCCACUAAUCACCUUUAGAAAUACAUUUUAAAAGAAAAUAAGUGAUAUAUAAUAUCGUAAAAACCAACAUGUAGACACAUUAAACAAUAAAUCCAUAAGAAAUGAGUCAAAAGUGACACUUUUUUGUUUCAUUUUUAAUUUUUGUUAAAUUUUUUGAGGUAUGAAUAUGUAUAUUUGCACAAACAGAGACACAUUCCUACGCUUUAGACAUUUCUGCGUCAUUUUUAAUGAGGUUUUUUUCAUGUAGUUAAAGGAGCCGUGCAUGCAAAAGCUUCCAUGCACAGAGGCUUGCAUCUAAACAUGCACACACACACACACACACACACACAAAGGUCUUUAUAGUUUCAUAAGGCUUAGAUGAGGUUUAGAUACAAUCUAUGAACCACAAACAUAAUUACUGGCACUAAAGUGUGCGCUGCUGCUGCAGCAACAGUGAAACUGUUCUUCGGCCACUCUGACCGGGGAGUCUCCACCUUUGUGUGUGUGUGUGUGUGCGUGCACAUGCACGUGCUCAGUGAAUGGGAGUGAAUGGAAACCUGACCAGGGAGUCUCCUGUGUGUGCAGGUUUAGCAUCAGCGCCGCAAGUUUUAGAGGAAAACUGUUGUCGAUGCUGCUGUUUCUGGUGCUUCUGCUGAAAGCCCACAGACCACAGACGUAUACACAACCACACACACACACACAGACACACACACACAGGGAUACACACUGCCACACAUAUAUAUAUAUAUGGGCCCACAGGUCAACAGAGACACUCCACCAUCGCACUCUUCACACUCUCAGUCUCACUCUCGGACGAACGUCCUCCUCCUUGCCGGUUUCGUCUUCGUUCCUCGACACUUCUCUUCUCUUGUUGGACAUGUCUCUGCGCUGUGGGACACUGGGUCUUCUGGUCUUACUGGGACUGGCACUGGCACUUGGGAGUCCACACCGCAUCAAGCCCAGCGGCGAGAAGCAACCCUCGGAGUCCACCACGAAUCUGCUGCAUCUGAAGGAGCCGGAGGUCGGCAAAGAAGCUCUGUUCAAGUCUGUGGUCAGAGGCAUCAACACGUCGUGUCAGAGAAAAGAGGACAUCCAGGUGAUGAACGCCACUCUGAGCGUCUACAUGCAUAUCUUCUCCAGCAUCCUGCACCACCACCACAGCAGAGGCACUGCAGCGCUGCUGGACACUCUGUCCGCCUCGGACCGGCACCAGGUGAAGCUGGAGGUGAAGGCUCUGCAGGAGAAGAUGGAGAAGCUGAGGAGGAACCUGAGUGUGGAGAACCACAACACAGAGAACCUGCUGCGAGAACUCAGCAACAUCCAGGUCGAUGACCAGGUGAACCAGCGGAGGGCGCUGGCUGAGUUCCAGAUGGUUUAUCAGGCUGCGUCUCUGAUCAUGGACACGCCCACUAACUCUGACCAAUAGGAAUGCUGGGAAGUGUUCUCCAUGACAACUAAUCCUCUCUCAUUAACAUAAUCUCAGUCCGGUGCUUGUUUGUUUCCAUGACGUCACACUUUCAUGUAUUUAUUGUUAUUUAUGGAGUAACUUCAGGUCAGAGUUUAAUAUAAUUUAAUUUAAUUUAAUUUAAUCUUAAUUUAACACAUUUUUUAUUUAUGACUCGUUUAUUUACAUAAUUUAUUUUCUCAUUAUGGAACUGUCUUUGUUUGUUUUCUUUUCAAUAAAAGCAGCAACAAACCAAGCUUUGAGUUUUUCAUCAUUUCCGACAACAGAGAUUAACAGUAAUCUGAAAUCGUCUAAUCUGGUCAAAAACCUUCUGUAUAUAAAAUGCCAAUAAUCAAUAAUAUAAUCUGAUGUUGUCUCGAUAAUCUCAUAUGAAUAAUCUCUAAUAUAAAACAAUCUAAUGUCAUAAAAUGUCAAAUGCAAAUUUGUAAAUUAUAGUUUUUA